Molecule: messenger RNA, 1968 nt
Organism: Penicillium daleae
Lineage: Eukaryota; Fungi; Ascomycota; Eurotiomycetes; Eurotiales; Aspergillaceae
Exons: 4
Coding region: 1-1968 (655 amino acids)
Biological process (GO): regulation of DNA-templated transcription; DNA-templated transcription
Cellular component (GO): nucleus
Molecular function (GO): zinc ion binding; DNA binding; DNA-binding transcription factor activity, RNA polymerase II-specific
Source: RefSeq, a predicted model, not a curated record
AUGAGCUCUGGGCCUGUCAGGGAGACAAGAAAGCGCCGCCGCCCAGCUCAUCUCCCAGGUCAACGUGCGCCAAUUGCCUGCAUUCCGUGUAGACAACGCAAGAUCCGAUGCACUAGUGGCUGGCCCUCCUGCAGGAGCUGCCUGAAGCGGUCAAUUGAGUGCCGGUAUGCCGGAAUCUCUCAAGGUUCAUCUACUGUAGGGCCAGCCCUUAGAUCACCAACAUCGGAAUGUCUGCCAGAGCAGGACCCUGUGGCCCUAUCACAAAUAUCGACAACAGAGCUCCUGCAAGCAGCAGAGUUCUUUCGUGACAAUUUUGGCUCGAACUUGCUCUUUUUCUUCGAUCCGCUUACUUUUGCAACGACGUUCAGCAAUGGAGAGCUAUCUCAGAGUCUGACUUUUGGGGUUCUUGCCUUGGUUGCUCGAGUCAGCUCUUGGAGCUCUGUUGCCGAAUCCUGGAAAUACUAUAACACUGCCCGAGAGCUACUUCAGAACUCCUGUGAUGAUCUAUCCUUGCACGGUAUUCAAACAUAUCUCAUACUUUGUGUUUAUGAGGUAGGCUGUGGCCUUGAAUCCAGAGCAUGGAUUCACCUUGGGAAUGCAAUACGCAUGGCCCAGAUUCUUCGUCUACCAGUCAUGGACAAACCUUCUAGUCCCUUUGACUGGGGAAAGCCCGAGCAGAGUGGUGACGAGGAUCUACUAGCUGGAGAGCUCAAGCGUCGCACUUUUUGGAGUUGCUUUUUCCUCGAUAGACUUCUUUCCAAUGGCCGAGAUCGACCAAGUGGAAUACAGGAGCAAGAUAUCUGCUGUGAUCUUCCAGUUUCCGAGGAAGAUCUCGUCUUUCGAAGGUUCAAUCAGUCUCUUCAAUUGAGUGACCCAGCUGUGUGGCAGAAGGGGAAGCACAAUCUCUAUGUGUUAUUGAUUCGUAUCCUCUUCAUACUUGGCGAUAUCACGGCCUGGCAUGGCAGGGGUGGUCGGCACACUGACAAGCGAGAGCCGUGGAAAACGGGAAUGCCUUUUACAAACCUGGACGAGAGAUUAAGCGAAUGGGAAGAGCAAAUUCCUGUCCACCUUCGAUAUUCUCUCGAUGCAUUCACUGCGCUUUCAAUGAUAAGCAUCAGCCAGUCAAAGCUCUGGGGGCUGACUUAUCUAUUCUUCUUUCUGGCAAAAGCCAGUCUCCACCGAGAAUACUAUCCAUUCGUUCCUCGAAAAGGCUACACACCCUGUGAGGGUCCGUUUGACCCAGCAUCGACACCAGAUGACUGGGAAAGCCCUCCGCCAGGAUGGCGAGAAGAUUCCGUUGUAAAGCUGCUGAAGAGCUCACAGUUGAUUAUUGAGUUAUACGGCUGGAUGAUGGCAAAGCUCUCGCCAUUUCCCGGUGUCUAUCCCUUCAUGGGUUUGUGUCUGAUGACAUCGACAAGUGUUAAUUUGUUCCUCAUGUCCCUUGACGAGACUGGUGUUGACCAAUUUAUUUCUCGAAAUGACAUCGGAUCAAGUCUGGAAAACGGGAUAAAAGCAAUGGAGAACUUGAAGCCUUUUUGGGAUCUUCCAGCAUACUGGAUCAACCAGCUGUCUUUGUAUCGUGCUUUACUUGAGAGGUCAAAAACUAUUGAUCAGCCCAUUUCAAAAGAAGGCUCUCGGAGACUAACCGAUGGCAUUAUGAAUUAUCUUCGCGAAACUCGUGGCGCAAGAGAGGAUCAAGAUAGCAGUCUGCUACAAAUUCAUUCGACCGAGCCACCAAUCUCUCGUCCCAGGACUAUUGACCAAUCGAAGGAUCAUCUUAAUACACCCAGUGAUGAAGGCGCGACGUCAAAUCCAGAUCGCGGUGCAUCGGACCUAUUCGAGACCCCGAUUCCGGAUGGCAGCCAAGUUUUUCAAUUCAAUCCUUCUGUUCCGGUGCUAGAUGAUCUUCUGGGGGAUCAUAUUACUGCAUUGGCAAAUUGGGAAUACUUUCAGUUCGCAUGGCACUGA